CGCAGUUACCAUCACAACAGCUGGCGGCUGCUAAGUGCGGCAUAAAAGUUGAAUAGUAAACAGUCAACCACCACCAGCAUGCUGUACUGUCCACCGAACGUAACGCUCAACGAGAUUUGGGUGAAUCAUGGCAUCUCGCACUGUUUCAUGGACACUGUGGGGCCGGCGGUAUGCGGCGGAAUGUUGCUGAUCUUUGGCACCAUACAGCUCUUUAUGUAUCGCCAAUACGCCAUACCGAUCACAGAUCCCACACUCAUAUCCAAAUCCCGUCUAUAUGCCCUCCAAUUGUUCCUGCUCUUCUUUAUGCCAGUCCUGGCACUGCUGCGAUUCUUUGUGAACUCACGCAUCUAUGUGGAUAGCGCUACAUAUGGGUAUAUGAUAUUCUCGACGGCUUUUAUAUGCUUUGCGUAUCCCUUCUCCAUAGUUCUGAUACGCAAAGAGCGUCAUUUUCAGCUGCCAUCGCUGCCUACGCGCGGCCAUGGCCUCACCUUGCUGCUCUUUUGGACUUUGGCGUUCAUUAACGAAUCGUUGGCAUUCAUUAAUCUGCGCCAAGAGGACUGGUGGUUCCAUUUGAAGACGAAUAAGGACGCUAUCGAAAUGGGUUUCUUUGUGACGCGCUAUUUGAGUUCGCUGCUCAUUUUUGUACUCGGCCUGAAGGCUCCGGGUAUUAUGGGACCCUACAAUCCUCAUCAGCGUCUGGACAAUGAAUCGGGCGAUGAACGGGAGGAAAAUACGCAAAGCGGCUCUGCUUUUCGCAAUGGCUGGCGCAAGUUACGCACACUCUUUCCCUAUCUGUGGCCGAAGAAAGAUUGGACCCUACAAUUUGCAGUAAUGGUGUGCAUAACGCUUUUGAUUGCCGGUCGCGUUAUAAAACUCUUUUUGCCGAUUUAUCGCAAGAAGUUGGUGGACAGUCUGACCAUUGAACCCAUUCUCUUUCGCUGGGACUUUGUGCUCAUUUAUGUGGCGCUAUCGUUUCUGCAAGGCGGCGGCACCGGCGGUAUGGGAUUGUUCAACAAUCUGCGCACCUUUUUGUGGAUACGCGUGCAGCAAUACACGACCCGCGAGAUCGAGAUCGAUCUGUUUAGACAUCUCCAUCAGUUAUCGCUGCGUUGGCACUUGCAGCGCAAGACAGGCGAAGUGCUGCGUGUUAUGGAUCGCGGUACAGACUCGAUCAACAAUUUACUCAAUUACAUAUUCUUUUCCAUAACACCAACCAUUUUGGAUCUGUUGGUGGCUGUGGCAUAUUUCAUUUAUGCCUUUAACUGGUGGUUUGGUUUGAUUGUGUUCCUCACUAUGUUCUUGUAUAUUGCAUCCACCAUUCUGAUUACGGAAUGGCGCACCAAAUACCAACGCCGCAUGAAUCUCGCCGAUAAUGAGCAGCGCGCAAGGAGCGUCGACUCCCUGCUGAAUUUCGAAACUGUCAAAUAUUAUGGUGCGGAGCAUUACGAAGUCGAUUGCUAUAGGGAGGCAAUUCUGAAAUAUCAAAAGGAGGAAUUUCUAUCGAUGGUUACGCUGAAUAUACUGAACACGGCUCAGAACAUCAUACUAUGUUUGGGGCUGCUCACGGGCUCACUACUCUGCGUCUAUCUGGUGGUGCACCAUCAGACCCUCACCGUCGGCGACUUCGUGCUCUUCUCCACCUACCUCAUGGAGUUGUACAUGCCACUGAAUUGGUUCGGCACCUACUAUCGUGCCAUACAAAAGAAUUUCGUGGACAUGGAAAACAUGUUCGAUUUGCUGCGCGAGGAUCAGGAAAUUGUGGAUGCCCCUGGCAGCGCACCUUUGCUUACCGCCGGCGGCGGCAUUGAGUUCAACAACGUUACCUUUGGCUAUUCUCCAGAAAAGUUGGUGCUUCGGAACGUGAGCUUUAAUGUGCCCGCAGGCAAAACUGUGGCCAUUGUCGGACCCUCUGGUGCCGGCAAAAGCACACUUAUGCGUCUUCUCUUCCGAUUCUACGAUGUACAAACAGGCGCCAUUCUAAUUGAUGGACAGAACAUUAAAUUGGUUCAGCAGCAAAGUCUGCGACAGGCUAUUGGCGUUGUACCACAGGAUACGGUGCUUUUCAACAACACAAUAUUCUUCAACAUUCAAUAUGCGAAACAAGAGGCUUCGGACGAAGCCGUCUAUGAAGCGGCACGGCUUGCGGAUAUACACGAUCGUAUUCUGGGCUUCCCGGAUCGGUAUGAGACGAAGGUGGGCGAGCGCGGACUGCGGCUUAGCGGAGGAGAGAAACAGCGUGUGGCGAUUGCGAGGACGCUGCUGAAGGCGCCGAUCAUUGUUUUGCUGGAUGAGGCCACCUCAGCGCUGGACACGCACACGGAGCGGAACAUACAAGCGGCUCUGGCGAGGGUCUGUGCGAAUCGGACAACCAUUAUAGUGGCACAUCGGCUGUCGACGGUGAUACACGCGGAUGAAAUCCUUGUGCUGCAGGAGGGCAGCAUUGUGGAGCGUGGCAGUCACGAUCAACUGCUGCAGCGCGUCGAUGGCAUCUAUGCGGACAUGUGGCAGCAACAGCUCAAGAGCUCCGAUGUCGAGCAGAGUGCUAGCGGGGACAGUGGCACGGAGGAGCUGCCGCAGGCAUCGAACAAACGGAACACACAGGACAGCGGCAGUUCCAGCACCUUGCUAAGAGCUGGUCACGCGCAUGGCGGCGCGCGCUAAAAUUGUAUAAUUAAAUAGCAAAUAUUUUUAAGAAACACUCCGGUAGCUCUGUUAUUCCCGUCUCUUGUGAUUCUGGUAUUUGUUAUAUAUGCCUGCAUCCUAUCCUUUGUAAUAUGUAAUAAAUAAGUGUACGAUUUUUUUUAAAA
Messenger RNA from Scaptodrosophila lebanonensis, 2807 nucleotides. RefSeq names its product ATP-binding cassette sub-family B member 6, mitochondrial (gene Hmt-1). Gene Ontology annotation, biological process: heme transport; transmembrane transport. Lineage: Eukaryota; Metazoa; Arthropoda; Insecta; Diptera; Drosophilidae. The record is from RefSeq and is a predicted model, not a curated record. Gene Ontology annotation, cellular component: membrane. Gene Ontology annotation, molecular function: ATP binding; ABC-type heme transporter activity; heme binding. The transcript has 7 exons. Bases 79 to 2661 code for a protein of 860 amino acids.